Caretta caretta (loggerhead turtle) is the source of this 3925-nucleotide messenger RNA. The record is from RefSeq and is a predicted model, not a curated record. NCBI's taxonomy places the organism in Eukaryota, Metazoa, Chordata, Testudines, Cheloniidae.
AGAGUCUUGUCCCCCCUCUCCCCAUCUGCAGCAGCCACAAGUGGUCUUACCUCCAGGCUCCUUGGAUCUUUGAGCCUGGCCCUCCUGAGGUUGCACGGCCCAGUUCUUGUUUCUUACAUUCUCCUUUUCUGGAAGAAUUAGAGGGUGUUGCUCCCAAAAUUUUGUGUUUAAUUUCCCAGCCUACUCCACAUAGUGGGGGGCGUUUAACUCUCCCUCCUAUUACACCUGAGUCAGUAGAUUUCCUAAUUCCCCAAAAUGUGCUUUUGCGAUGUCACAGUUCUGGGGUAGCUAAGCUUUUUGACCUGCCUCCAUGGUCUGCUCAAGGAAUGCCCUCUCAGGUAUCAGGCCUCUACCCAGCCCCUCUCUAUGGGUCGGGACCCAUAUGCCUCUCCUUUUUGACCAGGGUUGAGGAUUGUAGCUUGUCUUCCACAGUGUUCACUGGACUAAAGUCCAGUUCCUGUGCUUUGCUUUCUCUCCAAGGGCAGUGAGCUCUGUGUGUGUGUGUGUGUGUGUUAGAGGUGGGUAUUUUGGUGAUACAUGUAUGAUGCCAAUAGACAACUCAGUUUCCCUCUGUGAUUGGUACUGCUAUGAUUAUAAAGAGCAGGAAACAUGAGGUGUUUUGUCACGUAGCUAUCAUGGGGUGAUAUGAAUGGAUCAUUAAGGACUAGCUGGGACCAGCCUACAUCAAUGGAAUACCCGACAGAGACAAGGGAAUAAUUGUCACCUGUCCAUGGGAGGAUCUCUGCUUGGCUGAGUGAAGCAUACAUGGACUCGUUAUGUUUUUGGGAGCAGGAAGAACUGGGCUCGCAGAUGUAGGGAGCUCUGCCGGAGCGAAGACUAAUGGACAGGCACAGUGAAAGGAAACCAAACUGUUUUCUACAGCAGCAUGGCUCAAGGGCAUUGGCCAGUAUGGAUUGUAUUGUCUUCUUCGCUUCUCUGUCCUAAUCUAAGGACUUUCCAAUGCUGUGUUUAACUUGACUAAUAAACCCUGCUGUGUUUUAAAAGUCUGCCCAGUGUCACAGGAAAAACUUGCUCUGUGCAUUGACUGAGGAACAGUCUCUGAAGAGGAGUGUCGUUCAGCUGGACCUGCUGGGCAGAGCUCACAGGUUGGAAUAGGAGCGUUGAAGCCAGAGGCUCAGUCUCUGGUGUUGAAGCUCCACGGCCCAUCCUUGUGGAAGAGUGGGACCACUUGGGAGUUUUGUGCACUCGAGGCACCUCCCAAGGACUGUUCAUAAGCCUGGGCAUUGCACAGAUCCUAUGGAUCCAUGACAGUGUGCCUGUGUGCCUGAUGGGGGAAAGGAUAUAAAACAAGAAAAGCAUCUAAAUGUGUAUUUACCAUUGUCCCCUCCUCAGUCCUCUUGGGAAUCCCUGAUCCGUUCCAAAGUGUAUUAAAACCUUUCUUAAAGGCUUACCUCUUGGUUAUCAGGUCAUGUCAGUUUUGUCAGAGGGCUUUCCAUUCACCCUCCCACUUCCCUGGUUCUUGUCAGGUAGACAGCAAGUGGCAAAAGACCAGAAGUCUGAAGCGCAGACAAUGCAAUGUUUAUUGGGAUUAGUUUCCAAGCAAGCACAUUCUGAAGCCGUUCACACCAGUCAGACCCAUAGAGUCUGUUACCCAGUGUUCCCCUGCCCAGCUUUAAUGCCACAGAGUGUUUACCCGCAUCCCUCUUCAAAAUUCUGAGACCACAGAGCCUUGCCUUGCCUGUGUCUCUGUUCCCCAUUCCCUGUUCCCACCCCUUAGCAAGCAUCGUUCCAAAUUCCCUUCCGCUUCCUGUUUGACCCCAAUUUCUAUAGUAAUAUUCUCAACUAUAGCUUAGCUGGUCAUUUCACUGAAAUUUAACUUAACCAAUCCUAACAUAAUGUAAUAUAAUUCUCUAACCAAUUAUAUCCCACUAAUUAACUUCCACCUAGCAAAAUUAAUUAUACAGCAGACGGAAACAAUUAGUGAACCAGGCAGAUUAACAAUAGAAAAGUGGGGGCCAUAAAGAUAAAACAUAAAGAAAUGAGGGUUUCACAACCAUUGAUAAUGAAGUGAUUUCUUGCCAGACAGGAUGCUAUCCAACUAAGUUUUCUUUAACCAUCUUAAGAUCCAUUUCUUUAUCUGGUGGUGAUGGGCACUAUCCAGACAGGAUCGGCUUCCUAACAGCCGAAUACCACCUUAUUUCAAUGUGACUGGUUUGGGAUGUGAAAAUGUGACCAUACACUUCCAGACUUACGGCUGCCCCUACUGCUUAGCCAAAGGCCUUAGCCUAAGAACAAGGCCUCGGACUAUCCUAGUGAGAGAAGGCCCAUAAACAGGCGGACUGUGAUUUUGAUUCUUUGUUUUUAUAACCCUGUAAGUAGGUGAGCCCUGGUCUACACUAGGAAUUUAGGUCGAAUUUAGCAGCGUUAAAUCGAUGUAAACCUGCACCCGUCCACACGAUGAAGCCCUUUUUUUUGACUUAAAGGGCUCUUAAAAUCGAUUUCCUUACUCCACCUCUGACAAGUGGAUUAGCGCUUAAAUCGGCCUUGCCAGAUCAAAUUUGGGGUACUGUGGACGCAAUUAGACGGUAUUGGCCUCCGGGAGCUAUCCCAGAGUGCUUUAUUGUGACCACUAUGGACAGCACUCUCAACUCAGAUGCACUGGCCAGGUAGACAGGAAAAGGCCUGCAAACUUUUGAAUUUCAAUUUCCUGUUUGCAUGGUCACCUGCAGCUUGCCACGCUGGCCAGAGCUCAUUAGCAGAGGUGACCAUGAUGGAGUCCCAGAAUCGCAAAAGAGCUCCAGCAUGGACCGAACGGGAGGUACGGGAUCUGAUCGCUGUAUGGGGAGAGGAAUCGGUGCUAUCAGAACUCUGUUCCAGUUUUCGAAAUGCCAAAACAAUUGUACAAAUCUCCCUGGGCAUGAAGGACAGAGGCCAUAACAGGGACCCGAAGCAAUGCCGCGUGAAACUUAAGGAGCUGAGGCAAGCCUACCAGAAAACCAGAGAGGUAAACGGCCGCUGCGGGUCAGAGCCCCAAACAUGCCGCUUCUAUGAUGAGCUGCAUGCCAUUUUAGAGGGUUCAGCCACCACUACCCCAGCCGUGUUGUUUGACUCCUUCAAUGGAGAUGGAGGCAACACAGAAGCAGGUUUUGGGGACGAGGAAGAUAGCUCGCAACAAGCAAGCGGAGAAACCGGUUUUCCUGACAGCCAGGAACUGUUUCUCACCCUGGACCUGGAGGCAGUCCCCCCCCAAACCCACCCAAGGCUGCCUCCCGGACCCGCCAGGCGGAGAAGGGACCUCUGCUGCAUGUAUUUCAAGGAUCACGGGAUCUUCUCCUUCGCAGAGGCUAGUGAAGAUUAGAAGGUGAAAAAACCGCACUCGUGAUGAAAUGUUCUCUGAGAUCAUGCUGUCCUCCCACACUGACAUAGCACAGACGACUGCGUGGAGGCAGACAAUGUCAGAGUGCAGGAAAGCACAGUAUGAGCGGGAGGAGAGGUGGCGGGCUGAAGAGAGUAAGUGGCGGGCUGAAGAGAGGGCUGAAGCUGAAAGCUGGUGGCAGCGUGAUGAGAGGAGGCAGGAUUCAAUGCUGAGGCUGCUGGAGGAUCAAACCAAUAUACUCCAGCGUAUGGUUGAGCUGCAGGAAAGGCAGCAGGAGCACAGACCGCCGCUACAGCCCCUGUGUAACCAACCGCCCUCCUCCCCAAGUUUCAUAGCCUCUUCACCCAGACGCCCAAGAACGCGGUGGGGGGGCCUCCAGCCACUCCACCCCAGAGGAUUGCCCAAGCAACAGAAGGCUGGCAUUCAAUAAGUUUUAAAGUUUUAAACUUUUAAAGUGCUGUGUGGCCUUGUCCUUCCCUCCUCCACCACCCCUCCUGGUGCUUCUCUCCUCCACUACCCCUCCUGGGCUACCUUGGCAGUUAUCCCCCUAUUUGUGUGAUGAAUGAAUAAAGAAUGCAUGAAUGUGAA